Messenger RNA from Owenia fusiformis, 2554 nucleotides. Lineage: Eukaryota; Metazoa; Annelida; Polychaeta; Sabellida; Oweniidae. The record is from the annotation of a GenBank genome assembly.
CUGUAGAAGACAGAAAAAUCUGCUGAAUAAUAAAGUGGCGUUCUGAUGAUUCUUUGACUAAACUUUCUGAACAUUGACAACAUUUGUUUUGUAUUAACAAAAGUGGGUUAAUUGUGAAUAAAAAAGAUGGGGAAAAACGACAUAGUGAAUGUAAUAUACAACAUAAGAAUGUCACUGAUGGCUGUCAUUCUUGUCUUGGGACUGUUUGGGAAUACCAUGGCAAUUGUGAUCAUGCAGCAGAAGAAAUACAAAAAGAUAAGCACGUGUUUAUAUAUGACUGCCAUAUCCGUGGUAGACAACAUGCAGAUAAUACUAUACUUGAUAUUUUGGGUAUAUCAAGAAAUCAAAAAUGAUCAAAUUGAUAAGGCUUAUUGCAUGCUGCGCGUUUUUUCUAUUGGAUGGACAUUGGAGGCAUCUACCUAUCUCAUUAUAGCAAUGACCAUAGAUAGGUCUCUGAUGCUAAAAAUGCCACAUACUAAAAAAUGGAGGGCACCUAAGCGUGUGAAAAUAAUAAUAUGUUUAGUUAUCGUUUUGACUUCCUUCAGAAAUGCGCAUCGUUUCAAAUUUGCGACCACGAUAUUCGAUGAGAAUUUGAAGCACUUAACUUGUUCAUUGUACAGAGAGGAUUAUCCGGGUAGCCAGGAAUUCGCCAUAAUUGAUGCCCUCGUCCAGACAAUCAUACCAGCGUGUAUCUUGCUAUCUUUCAACAGUUAUAUCAUACAUAAAAUGAAAAAGAAGGUUCAAAUAGGAGUUGCCUUAUCAGCGAACAUUCCGAAUCAACAACCAAAUGAAAAUCUAUUUAAAGCGAAACAACGUGGGAUCACGGUUAUGUUGAUAUGCGUGUCAUUCGGGAUAGUAGCAUUCACACUACCUGUUUUCCUCAUGAUAAUGAUUGCGAAGAGGAUUGACAAGGACUAUCAAAAUAUCAUCAUCUUUGGAUUUUAUCAACUUUCCUUGACAAUAUAUUUCAUGAGUUUUUCCGCAAACUUUUAUAUAUGUCUUAUUGGGGGUUCAAGGUUUAGAAAAGAUGUGAGACGGUAUCUGGGCAAAUGUUUCCCACGCAGAUGUACAUUAACGAACGUUGUGGCUCCCGUACAUUGAGUAACUCAACAAAGGAAAACGAAGGAUUGCCCAUCCAAAUUCUGACAGUGAUGUAAGACAAUAUCUCGACAAACAUUUUCCAUUCAGAUGUACAUUAACGAACGCUGUGGCUCCCGUAUAAUGAAUUGCUCAACAAAGGGGCACGUCCACUGUAGAAUAGUCCACCCUAAUUCAGUCAAAGAUUUAAGACGAUAUUUGUACAAACGUUUCCAAUUCAGAUGUACAUUAACGACAAUGCUGUGGCUCUCGUAUAAUGAAUUGCUCAACAACAUUUGGACAAACGUUUCCCAUUCAGAUGUACAUUUACGAACGCUGUGGCGCCCGUUUAUUGAAAUGCUCAAAAAAGAACAAGUAGGAUAGUGCCGAUAAAUCCAGACAUUGAUGUUAAAGAUGUAAGACCAUAUUUGGGCGAAUGUUUCCAAAGCAUGCGUAUAUUAACGAACAUAUUGCAUCCUGUAUAUUGAAUUGCUCAACAAAAGAACACGUGGGAUAGCCCAGCCAAAUCCAGACAGUGAUAUGAGAUGUAAGACCAUAUUUGGGCAAAUGUUUACCAUGCAGAAGUGCAUUAACGAAUACUGUGAAUCCCGUAUAUUGAAUUGCUCAACAAAGGAGCACGUAGGAUAUUGUAGCAAAUUCAGGCAGGUAUUGCUUGGGGGGAAAAUUAGGACAUUGAGAUCGACUAACUUGCUUGGUGUUUUAAAAUCUGCAAAAUAAAAUCAUGUAUUGAUUUUAAAAAAUCUUGCUCAGGUGAGCUUCUUUAUUUGACUGUCAUCAGUAAUUGGCCACCAAAGGCAACACAAAUAAGGGCAGGGUCCAUUUAAUGGAGACAAUGCAAUACAAUAUAACAUAUGGGGGAUAGACGGAAAAUGGUUGGUGUCAAUCCAACAUUUCAGUUGAUAUUAAUAUCUCAUUAAAGGCUUCAAACUGCUAAAUGGCGGAAAGGAGGGUAGGGUAUGUAUGAACCUCUUUCCCCUUCUUUGUAAUAUACAGGAGAAAUAAUCCAUAAUUCAAGGAUGAGCCUCAAACUGCUAAAUGUCAGAAGGGGGGGGGGGGGGUAUUUUCCCCCUCCUUGUAAUAUGCAGGAGAAAUUAUCCAUAAUUCAAAGAUGUGCCUCAAACUGCCAAAUGGCAGAAGGGGGGGGGGGGGGUAUGGUCCUCUUUCUUUAUAAUAUACAUGGGAAAUAUUCAAUAGUUCAAAGAUAAGCCUAUCUUCAUGUAAAGAUGUACACAAAGGCCUGACCAUCAAUUUGUUUGGUCAUCACAAUCACAUUUGCUUGAUUUAUGACUGCUAUUUGUAAUACAUGAAAAGAGACAAGCAAAUCACUGUGUAAUACAUUUUACCCUAUGUAAUUACUUGUCUCUGGUUUUUCUCUUAACAGGGUGUGAAGAUAAAGGUAUCCACUGUAAUUAAGUUGUAUAAAAUAUUUGUACAUAUUAAAUGACACAAAGGAAAU